AUGACCAUCUUAAUUGAGGAGCCUGUCAUGCUAGUGGAUGAAGCUUCCACUCAAGAAGUUCCUUCAGAUGUUAGUCAACCAUCUCCUAUGCCUCAGCCUAAUGCACCAAGGCGUUCUAAUCAUGGAGAGUCCGAGAUAACGGCUCAAACUUUGAAGAAAAUGUUGACAUCUUCCAUUGUUGACUUUGGUGGCUCUCAGGACAAACACUUGCAUUUAGCGUAUUCAUUCCUAAGUACUCUCUUAUUGGCUUUGCUGAGCCUGUCAAAGGUUAGCUUUAGCCAGGAUUGUAGCGAUCAGACUCAAGAUUCAGAGACCAUCAUCGUCGAUCAGUCAGGCGAGGGACAGUUCACCACGGUGCAAGAAGCUAUCGACUCUGUGCCAGCAAAGAACAGCAUCUGGACUCACAUCUUGGUCAAGCCCGGCAUUUAUAAAGAAAAGGUUGUAAUACCCGCAAACAAGCCAUGUAUAGUCCUCGAAGGGAACUCAGCAAGUGACACUAUGAUUGAGUGGGGCGAUGGGGGUGAGGUUGAUGAAAGUGCUACCUUCACUCUCUCUGCGGAAAAUUUUAAAGCCAAGAAUAUAGGAUUCAAGAACUUAGGAAAGCAAGAGAAUAUGCAGGGAUGCAAGAUAAACGCAACCACGGAUAUUCUGGAUGGACUGCCGGGCUAUAUCACGGCUCAGGGCCGUAAUAGCGCGACAGGCGAUACCGGGUACAUCUUCAAGGAGUGUUCCGUGGAGGGGACGGGGACCGUCUACCUCGGAAGGGCGUAUAAGCAAUACUCAAGAGUUGUGUUUUACAAGUCAGAUCUCUCAAGCGUUGUGGUGCCAAAGGGAUGGAAUUCUUGGAGAUAUGCUGGUGAAGAGGGGUCAAUAACCUUCGUAGAAAACAAAUGCACCGGGGCUGGGGCAGACAGGUCCGAGCGAAUCAAGUGGGAAAAGACUCUGUCAAGUGAGGAGUUGGAUAAGUUGACCGAUGCCAACACAUUCAUAAAUCAAGAUGGGACCAUUGUUGUUGAUCAGUCGGGCCACGGACAAUUCACCACAGUGCAACAAGCCAUCGACUCUAUCCCGGCGAAGAACAACGUCUGGACUCGUAUUCUGGUCAAGCCUGGCAUUUAUAAAGAAAAGGUUGUGAUACCUGCAGACAAGCCAUGCAUAGUCCUUCAAGGGAGAACGGCAAGUGACACCGUGAUUGAGUGGGGCGACGGGGGUGAAGUUAAUAAAACUGCUACCUUCACGCUUUAUGCAGAAAAUUUUAAAGCCAAGAAUAUUAGAUUCGAGAAUACCUACAACUUAAAGACACCACAUGGAGAUCGAAAUUCGAUUAGGCAAGCCCCAGCAUUCCAAAUAACGUCGGACAAAGUCUCGUUCUAUCAAUGCGCAUUCAUCGGCGUGCAAGACACGCUAACGGACUUCCAAGGGCGUCACUAUUUCGAGUCCUGUUACAUUGAGGGCGCCGUUGAUUUCAUCUGGGGCAAUGGACAAUCCAUCUAUAAGGGAUGCACGAUAAAUGCAUCGACGGCUAUCCUAGGUGGAUUCACAGGUUAUAUCACGGCUCAGGGCCGCGAUAGCGCGACGGACACUACCGGGUACAUCUUCGAGCAGUGUUCCGUGGUGGGGACGGGGCCCGUCUACCUCGGGAGGGCUUAUAGGCAAUACUCAAGAGUUGUGUUUCACAAGACACAUCUCUCAAGCGUGGUUGUGCCAAAGGGAUGGGACCCCUGGACAUACGUUGGGCGAGAGUAA
Molecule: messenger RNA, 1746 nt
Organism: Eucalyptus grandis
Lineage: Eukaryota; Viridiplantae; Streptophyta; Magnoliopsida; Myrtales; Myrtaceae
Product: probable pectinesterase 55
Exons: 10
Coding region: 1-1746 (581 amino acids)
Biological process (GO): cell wall modification
Molecular function (GO): pectinesterase activity
Source: RefSeq, a predicted model, not a curated record